This is a messenger RNA of Cadophora gregata, 1246 nucleotides long. RefSeq lists its product as uncharacterized. Bases 209 to 1216 code for a protein of 335 amino acids. Gene Ontology annotation, cellular component: fungal-type cell wall. The transcript is spliced from 2 exons. Gene Ontology annotation, biological process: fungal-type cell wall polysaccharide metabolic process. The record is from RefSeq and is a predicted model, not a curated record. Lineage: Eukaryota; Fungi; Ascomycota; Leotiomycetes; Helotiales; Ploettnerulaceae.
CUUCAGCCUCAUGGCGUUCACGACUGCAGCGCUUCAUGUAUUGGUUUCGGACGGUAAGUGAGGACUCAAUUAUCGAUCCCGAAGCUAAGUUUUAUCUCCCUUAACCUUAUCCCUCCUCACAAAUCGCGUCGAUCAUCCGUUGUUAUCAUUUCAAGAUCGCGACUUACAUUUCCCAGCAUCAAGGGCCGUCUUCUGGGAAAUCUUCACGAUGCACGCCACUCUCUUCCUUCUAACUGUCAUUACACUAUUUUUCACAUCUCCCAUUCUUGCACAAUAUCCCAAAUCCCCCAAACGCGGCCUCGUCUCCGUCUCAACCAACAACCCCCAAGACGAACCCAUCUUCGUAAAACCAAACAAUGGCCUCACAUGGUACUACAAUUACGGCAUCUCGCCCACACCAGCCUACAUCAAUAUCUCACAAUCAGAAAUCGAGUUCGUGCCCAUGCUAUGGGGCGUGAGUAACGUCACAGGCAGUACAUUUCUCAAGAACGUCACGAGCAUGAUCGACAAGGGGAGGAAUAUAUCGCAUGUUCUGAGUUUCAACGAGCCGGAUGUGAAUUUCACUGCAAAAGGAAGCCAGGUAUCUCCUGAUGCGGCGGCAGCGAGUUGGAUAUUGAAUUUCGACCCGCUGAGGAAGAUGGGGAUUAAGGUGGGGGCGCCGGUCGUAUAUGCGAAUGACACUGGGUUUGCGUGGUUGGAUAAGUUCUAUGCGGCGUGCAAUAAGAGGAAGUCGAAUUGUACGGCGGAUUUUAUGAAUAUUCAUGUUUUUGGGAACACGUCAGUUAUUGAUGCGUAUCUGACGAAAUACAAGAAGAAAUAUCCCGGCAAACCGCUCUGGAUUUCGGAAUUCGCGCUGGACUAUUCUCCUGUCCUUGAAACCGAAGCAGCAUUCAACGAGACAAUUGCCAUGUUUGACAACGAUACAGCGGUAGAGCGGUACGCAUACUUUGGAUCGUUCAGGUCGUCGGAUAGUGGGGUGGGGUGGAAUGCCACGAUGUUGGAUGGGAUUGGGGAAUUGACGAAUAUUGGAAGUUGGUAUUUGGGUGGAGGGAUAGUGAAAGAUGCGACUGCGACGAAGACUUCAUCAUCAUCAGAGGCGACAAGCAGUACGAAGGAUUCGGGGGCAGCGGCGUGGAGUGGUGGUCGCGGUGGUCGUCGUGAAAUGCUUGGGAUGAUGAUUAUUUCGAUUGUAUUGGCGGUAGGAUUACAGACUUAGCGUGGAUAUCCAGGUAAUAAUAUGAGGUCC